Molecule: messenger RNA, 3441 nt
Organism: Lodderomyces beijingensis
Lineage: Eukaryota; Fungi; Ascomycota; Pichiomycetes; Serinales; Debaryomycetaceae
Source: the annotation of a GenBank genome assembly
AUGGAAGAGCCUACCGAUGUAUCCUUCUAUAUUGGUCAGGAUGGAGUCGAAGCGUUGAGAAACUUGGAUGUGCCCGUUGAAGGCGGCGAUGUUGUCUCAUUGAACUUGACCAAUGCCAACGAACUCCCCGAUCCUCAAGAGAUUGUUUCGUUCUUUGAUGAGAACAAGAGUGGCAAACAUUUCUGGAUCAUUGUGGCUAGUGCCUAUGCGCAAUUGGGUAAGCUUGAGGAGUCGGAGCAAAUCAUCCAGUCAGCACUAAAGUCGACCAAUUUCAACGAAGAAGAUAUAAAGACAUUUGAAUCCUUUUUGGUUUGGCUAUAUUUCAGAUACGCUUCUUUGGGCAUAGACAAAGAAACAUACUUGAAGAAAGCAGGCGCUGAAAUAUUCAAACUCAAGGAAAAGAUCUUGAAAGAUUCACAAACGUCGCCGAUCAACAGCAUCAGUAAUUUACUAGCCGAGGCAGUAUUGCAUUUGGCCCAGGGCGACGACGAUGAAGCUCAGAAAAUCUUUGACCGGAUAUUGAGAACAGACCAGAAUAACAGCUUUGCAUUGUUGGGCAAAUCGCAAGCUGUUCUCAACAAGACUAAGAACUAUUCACUCGCGUUGAAACUUUUCCAGCAAGUGUUGAUACUUAACCCUGCCAUGAGGCCCGACCCAAGACUCGGUAUUGGCUUGUGCUUUUGGUUCUUGAAAGACGAAAAGAUGGCAGUCCAAGCUUGGGAAAGGGCAUUGGAGGUGGAUCCUGAUAAUUUAAAGGCGAAAGUUUUCCUCGCCUUGGCCAAGUUCCACACAACUUUCAACAACUCCUUGAGCGACGAAGAGUUUCUUGCUGAUUAUAAAAAAUGCAUCACAGAAGUAUCGCAGCUCCACCUGCUGGACGUCAAGGACUUUACAAUCUUGCUAGUGCUCGUUUCCUACUACUUUGCCAAGGAGGACUAUGAAACAGUGAGUAAAAUAGUGAAAAAGGUAAUCUAUGGAAUCACGGGAGACGAAAACUUUACAAAACUCGGCAGUGUCAGCAAGUUGUCCAAAUACUCGUUAAACGUUCUUUCCGAGUGUUUCACAUGGCUUGCGAGAUUGGACUUUGCCAAAAGCGAUUUCACUCAGGCGUCUAAACAUUUCCAGGAGGCCAUCAAGUUGAAUGAACAGAAUAUAGUCGCAAAGUUGGGGUUGGGCCAAUCGCAGUACAACCGAGGGUCAGUCGAGGAGGCCAGUUUGACUUUUGAAUCCAUAUUGAGAGGCAAUGUCAAUUGUUUGGAAGUCAACUACUCCUUGGGUAUUUUAUAUUCCAAGCUGAAUUCGAGGAAGAAAAAAGGCAUGGCGAUUGAGACUCUAGAACGGUAUAUCAGGCUCUCGAACCAUCGAGGCUUGGCCGCGUCCCAGGAUAACACUGGGGUCUCGCUAAACAAAGAGCCAAUCACCAUCAAUGCGUACUUGACAUUGAGCAAGUUGUAUGAAAGUAUAGACAUUGACCAAUCCCUCAAUUACUUGGCCAAAGCCGUGGAGUCAAGGAAGAAAGUUGGCAAGAGCAUCUCGUUGGAGAUUUACAACAACAUCGGAGUGUUUCAAUUCAGCAAGCAAAACUUUAAGCAAGCCGCUGAGAACUUCCAGUCCGCGCUCGAUGAGCUCAAUAAAACCUCGCAGUUUAUCUCACCCGAUGGAGAUACGCUUGUCGAUUUACCGCAGGACUUGAAAGUUUCCCUUACGUUCAACUUGGCCAGGUCGCAGGAGAUUUCGCACGAAGAAGAGGCGCUUCGGGCCUACGAGUCGCUCCUUGCCGAGUGCCCUCACUACUUCUCCGCCAAAUUGAGAGUCUUGUUUCUCUCGUGCAUAAACAACAAUAAUAAUGCGAAAUUGUCGAGACUGGAGGUCAAGGACGAGAUUGACGAGUUGUUGAAUCUAAAUGCGUCCGACUUGGAGAUCAGGUCCUUUUACGGAUGGUUUGUUAAAAACUUUGGCAAGAAAUUGGGGAUGAAGCCAGAUACAGACACCACAUUCCAAAAGGACACCCUUGUGGACUAUGACAAGCACGACUGCUAUGCGUUGAUUUCGUUGGCAAACAUCUACUGCGUCAUGGCCAGGGACCUCAAGGGACCCAAUACCGACGAGAAAAAGAAGAACUACUAUGUGAGGGCCAUGGAGCUAUACACCAAAGUGCUUACGAUUGACCCCAAGAACGUGUAUGCUGCUCAGGGGCUCGCCAUUGUCUAUAUCGAAAACAAGGAAGCCGCUAAAGGCUUGGACAUUUUGAGAAAAAUCAGGGACUCAUUGAAUGAUAUCUCGGUGUAUUUGAAUCUCGGGCACGUGUUGUGCGAGUUGAAGCAGUUUGGAAAAGGCAUUGAGAACUACGAGUUGGCCUUGGGCCGAUACACCGACGGCAAAGAUGUCAGGAUCCUCACGUUUUUGGGAAGAGGAUGGUACCUCCGUGCCAUGCACGAGCAGAACUUGAAUUUCUUCAAGCGUGCAUUGGAAUUUACUAAACAGGCAUUAGAGUUAACCAAAGGUUCAAAGUCGGCAUUGUUUUUUAACAUUGCCUAUAUCCAGUUCCAGAUUGCUGAUUUUGUCAGUAAACAACAGGUGCUGAGUAGGAAGCCGCAGGACAUUAGCGAUGCCAUUGAUGGCUUGCAGGAAGCCAUUGAGACUUUGAUCAAACUUUCAUCCGAUGACGAAAAACACCCUCCCUAUCCAAAGGAGGAGUUGAGGGGUAGAGCUAACUUGGGUUCAAGCACGUUGCUCAAUCGCUUGACCAACGCAUUGGACGAAACAAAGGAAAACAUUGCCUCUGUGGAACAAAAGCUCCAGACGGCCAAGCACAUUAGAGAGCAGGAGAAAGAAGCUCGACUCCAGGAAGAACAGGCCAAGCUUAAUUUGUUGAAAGAAAAAGAGGCAGCGUUGGCGAAGGAGAGAGCGGCUUUGCAGGAGCAGGCACAACAGUGGGCAGAGGAGUCUAGACUGAACAUUGCGGUGCAAGAGGAAGAAGAGAAUGACGACAAGUUGUUUGACGAAGAAACCGAAGACAGGCCGAAGAGUAAAGGCGGCAAGGGAGGCAAGAAUGGCAAACCUGCCAAGAAAGGCAAAUCAAAGAAAAGCAAGAGAAAGGUGGUGGAAGACAGUGAGAGUGAAGUGGAGGCUGAAUUUUCGGGAGGUGAUGAUAAUGAUGGACCGGAGAUGGACAAUGCAAGACCCAGGCAAAAGAAGAGGAAAAACGCAGUUGAAAGUGAUGAUGAUGAAGGAGGAGGAGCAGGAGGAGAAGAGGAGCAGGAGGAGCAGGGACUGUCAAAGAAAACGAAUGGGUCUAGAAGGAAAAAGCAGCAUUUGUCGAGUGAAUUCGUGCAUGACAGCGACGAGGACCUGGACGAUGACUUGUUCAAUGAAGUCGACAAUGGAAGAGACGAAAAUGGGGAUAAGGCGAAAGCGAAUGAAGAUAGUGGUGAUGAAUGA